Molecule: messenger RNA, 980 nt
Organism: Triticum aestivum (bread wheat)
Lineage: Eukaryota; Viridiplantae; Streptophyta; Magnoliopsida; Poales; Poaceae
Product: glutamate dehydrogenase 1, mitochondrial-like
Exons: 4
Coding region: 376-885 (169 amino acids)
Biological process (GO): L-glutamate catabolic process
Cellular component (GO): mitochondrion
Molecular function (GO): L-glutamate dehydrogenase (NAD+) activity
Source: RefSeq, a predicted model, not a curated record
GCUCCCCCCCCCCCCCCCCUCCUCCUCCUCCAGCCGCUUCUCCUGCGCCUUCUCCUCCCCGCUCCUCGCUGAGUCAUCGACUAGAUCGGCGUCCAUGUUCAGCAGCGGCGGCGGCAUCUUCAGCGGAGGAGGCGGGUGGUCGUGGCGGCGGCAUCUUCAGCGGCGUCACCGGACUCCCGUCGCUGACGUCGGCCUCACCCAGAAGAGGUCUUGUCCGCCCAUGCCGCCAAGGAGGGGGAGCAGCCGUGCCCGGAGGAGGUCGUCCCCAACUCCUGCAUCUAGUCGUCGACCUUACCAACACUGCAGUCGCCGCUGCUGGUCGAGAUCGCCCAGGUUGACAACGGCCCCGCCGGACUGCAUGUCAUCCUGCCCGACAUGGUAUUUGGCAAUAUUGGCUCUUGGGCUGCCCAAUUGAUCACUAAAGCUGGUGGCAAGGUGGUCUCCAUCAGAGAUGUCACAGGGGCUGUCAAGAACUCCAAUGGCAUUGACAUAGCCAAGCUGAAGAAGCACUCGGCAGAGAACCGCGGGAUCAAGGGCUUUGACGGAGGCGACGCCGUCGACCCGACCUCGCUGCUCACGGAAGAGUGUGACGUGCUCAUCCCGGCAGCUCUGGGAGGAGUCAUAAACAAGGACAAUGCUGAUGCCAUCAAAGCAAAGUACAUCAUCGAGGCUGUUAACCACCCAACAGACACCGAGGUCGACGAGAUUCUAGCAAAGAAGGGCGUGCUGAUCCUACCGGACAUCAUGGCCAACUCCGGCGGAGUGAUGGUGAGCUGCUUCGAGUGGGUGCAGAACAUCCAGGGGUUCAUGUGGGACGAGGAGAAGGUGAAUCGGGAGCUCAAGACAUACAUGACCCACGCCUCAAACAUAGUUCUGAAUAUUUAGGCAAUGUAUGGCACUGUAGAAAAUGGACAGUAGUUAUGUAAAGUAUAUCUUCGAAAACCAGAAUUGGCUCAAUUUGGAAGAAUGCCUACUUCAUA